CAUGGGCGGCAAGCAGAGCACGGCGGGCGCCACGGCGGCGGGGCGCUCGCGGGCCGGCGUGUCGAGCGACGACAGCGCGGUGCCGCCGCCCGGGGCAGGCCCCCACUUCGGGCACUACCGGGGCGCGGGCGGCGGCGGCGGCGGCGGGGCCGCCAUGGGCUUGCGCAGCCGCUCCGUCAGCUCGGUGGCUGGCGUGGGCGUGGGGCUGGGUAUGGAGCCCGCGGCGGCGGCCGGCAGCGUCCCCUUCGGCCUCUACGCGGCGGCGGCGGCGGCGGGCGCCGCCAGCGGAGCCACGACGGCCGCGGCCCUGGCGGACUCGGAGCGGGGGCCCGGCGGGAGCGGCGGGCCGGGCGCGGACGCCACCUCUUUCGCCCAUGGCAACGGUUACCAGGAGACGGGAGGCGGCCACCCGAGGGACGGGAUGCUCUACCUGGGCUCCAGGGCCUCGCUGGCCGACGCGCUGCCGCUGCACCUCGGGCCCCGGUGGUUCAGCUCGCACAGCGGUUUCAAGUGCCCCAUUUGCUCCAAAUCCGUGGCUUCCGAUGAGAUGGAAAUGCACUUUAUCAUGUGUCUGAGCAAGCCCCGCCUCUCCUACAACGAUGACGUGUUGACAAAGGAUGCAGGCGAGUGUGUCAUCUGCCUGGAAGAGCUGCUGCAGGGAGACACAAUAGCCCGCCUUCCCUGCUUGUGCAUUUACCACAAAAGUUGUAUAGAUUCCUGGUUUGAAGUGAACAGAUCCUGUCCGGAACACCCCUCAGAUUGACCCUGGCGAUGCUAGCUGACCUCUCCCAAGGUCACCCCGCCAUCCAUCCUUCCUACACCCAAUCUCCUCCAAGCAAGCUCUGGAACCUACUGGGAUGACGACGGAGGGGUGGGGGUUUGUGUUAAAUUCUCAACUUAAAAAAAAGGGCAGACAAGACCCCCCCAGAGUGGAGCCGUGGCUUUCGCAGGGCCGGUCCUCGGCUGCCGCUGCCUGGAGAAGAGAGGAGCGCCGGAGCGCCCGAGGCCAACAGCCAUCCCCCCCGCGGCGCCAUGAUGUUUGUUCGGGCCAGACCGGGCCGCUAGCCAAACGGAGCCCGAGAGAGUCGCUGCCAUCCACCAAGAACUCAGCCCCUCCUCCUGCCACAUGCGGGUCACACCUUUGCACUGACUGGGUGGUGGUGGGAUUUCUCUCCUUCUCUCCCGCCCACCCCCUCGGAACAAGAAGAGGACCCCACCCACCCCGACCUGCCCACCCACAUCCUGAGGAGGAAAGGGGCAUUUUCUGUCACGUUCUUUGAAGGCGUUGUAGGUUUGUCUUUCAAGUGUUUACAAAACAGCCAUUGUGUCAACUGAUGUGUGGUCCUGGUGAUGUUUACAAGACUGCAUCUUCUUGGCCUCCCGGCUUGAGCCACUCCGGCAGUUGAGGAAUUGAAUUCCCCAAGACGUUUCUCUUCUCUCCCCUCCCCGCCUUGCCCGGGGGACAACCCACCUCAUUGCCAAAAGUCCCCCGGCUUUUCCUUCCUCUUCGUCUCGGUUUGAACUUCCCGCUCCGGGGCGGCUUCGGGGGCAUUCGGAAGGGCUGUUGCCAUUCACAAGUGUCCUGCUAAGAUGCCCGAGACUUUCGCAGCCCUGUGUGGAAAAUAAACAGUGAUUUUUCUUAAAACAACACACACACACACACACACACACACUCUCACCGAUCCACAUUUGAGCACGAAGCAGAGACAGUCUCAGCCAUGGGAAAAGCCCCUGCAGGUAGCUUCCAUCCAGCAGGAAAGGUAUCUGUAUUUAUAUAGUAAAAAAAAAAAAAAACUUGAAAAAUUACAAAAAAAACAACAACAUUCAAAGCUUGGGAAGGGAAGCUUCCCCUAUUAGUCAAGGUGUUUUGAUAUGGUAUUAAAUAAUGUUCAAUAAAAUAGUCACUGUUAUUUUA
Molecule: messenger RNA, 1915 nt
Organism: Elgaria multicarinata webbii
Lineage: Eukaryota; Metazoa; Chordata; Lepidosauria; Squamata; Anguidae
Gene: ZNRF1
Product: zinc and ring finger 1
Exons: 5
Coding region: 2-763 (253 amino acids)
Biological process (GO): proteasome-mediated ubiquitin-dependent protein catabolic process; protein K48-linked ubiquitination
Cellular component (GO): cytoplasm; membrane; intracellular membrane-bounded organelle
Molecular function (GO): ubiquitin protein ligase activity
Source: RefSeq, a predicted model, not a curated record